Molecule: messenger RNA, 4422 nt
Organism: Emys orbicularis (European pond turtle)
Lineage: Eukaryota; Metazoa; Chordata; Testudines; Emydidae
Product: alpha-2-macroglobulin-like protein 1
Exons: 37
Coding region: 1-4422 (1473 amino acids)
Cellular component (GO): extracellular region
Molecular function (GO): endopeptidase inhibitor activity
Source: RefSeq, a predicted model, not a curated record
AUGGGGGCCCCAGUAACCCCGGCCUGCCUGCUGCUCCUCCUGCACCUCACAGCUGGGACGUCUGCAGAGCCGCACUAUGUGGUGGUGAGCCCAGCCGUGUUCUACCACCCGCACACGGGGACGGUGUCAGUUCAUCUCAGCGACCUCAAUGAGACCGUCCGGGUGAGCGUCCGGCUGGAGAGGGGGGAUGGGCCCAGCGCUAUCAUCCUGCUGGAGAGAGAGGUCCAGGAGCCCCAUCUGCACGAGAACGUGCGCUUCCAGGUUCCAGCCCCGUCCGGGGGGCAGCAGGAAGUGGCAGAGCUGCACGUCUCGAUCCGGGGAGAUGCCCUGCAGUUCUCUGAGCGGAAGGAAGUGCUGCUGCGGGUGCUGGAGCCUGGGACCUUUGUGCAGACGGACAAGGCCGUCUACAAGCCGGGACAGACAGUGAAGUUUCGAAUUGUCAGUUUGGACAAAGACUUUGUUCCCAGUACCCGGAAGCUGCCCCUGGUGACCGUGCAGGAUCCCAGCGGGAACCGCAUCGCCCAGUGGCGAGAUGUGACUCCGCAGCAGGGCAUCGUGGAUCUGUCCCUCCCGCUGUCUGCAGAGCCGGCCCUGGGGACGUACGCCAUCGAGGCGCAGGGGACGAGGCACUCGUUCAGCGUGGAGGAAUACGUGCUGCCCAAGUUCAAAGUGACCCUGGAGCUGCCCCCCGUGGUGACGGUGCUGGAUGAGACGCUCCUGCUGCGAGUGUGCGGCCGAUACACCUACGGGAAGCCCGUCCUGGGGAGGGUCCAGGCCAGCCUGUGUUGGAAGAAACAACCACCUUAUCUCAGGUUCAGUUCUUAUCUGUCGCUAAUUCGGUGCACGGAGCUUACUGGCCAGACUGACAGCAACGGCUGCUUUUCCAGAGAGGUGGUUAUAGCUCCCGUUAACCUAACCCACCCUCACUACAAGCUGAGCCUCCAGGCCAAGGCGUCUCUCAUGGAGGAGGGGACAGGGGUGGAGCUCAACAUGACCAAGAGCUGUGACAUCAUGUCUGAAAUCGCUACGGUGACCUUUGAGGACGCUGACGCUACCUACAAGGCUGGAAUCCCCUACACUGGCAAGAUGCUCCUGAAGGCGGCAGGUGGCUCUGCGCUGAAGAAUGAGAAGCUGAAACUCUUUGUUAGCUAUGGAGAUAAGAAUAAGAAGCAAACCUUUCAUACGGACGAGUCUGGCAGAGCCUCCUUCGAGCUGGACACCUCCGGAUGGACCGGGACGGUCACUCUGAGGGGGCACUUCAAGCAGGUGGCUCGCAGCUCUGUGUAUGGAAGAGUCUCUCCCAGUUAUCUGGAUGCCCAUCGUAACCUGGAGCCCUUCUACUCCAAGAGCCAGAGUUUCCUGAAGAUCCGCUCGCUGGGAGGGGUGCUGCCCUGCGACCAGGCCCAGCAGCUCCAGGUGGAUUACGUCAUUGCUAGGGAGGCCCUGGGGAAUGGGUCCAGGAGCCUGGAUUUCAUCUUCCUGGUCGUGGCCAAGGGAGCCAUCGCCAGGAUCCUCCACAAGGGGCUGGACCUCAGGGAGGGGGCUGGGCUGAAGGGCUCCUUCUCUGUCGAGCUGCCUGUCGGCGCUGAGCUGGCUCCCGCUGCCACGGUGCUGGGUUACACGGUGCUGCCCGAUGGAGAGCUGGCUGCCGACCGCGCCCGGCUGCAUGUGGCCAAGUGCCUCCUGAACAAGGUGAAGCUGGCCUUCUCGCAGGACCGGGCCCUGCCGGGCUCAGAGCUCCAGCUGCGGGUGCAGGCUGCCCCCGGGUCCCUGUGCGCCAUCCGCGCCGUGGAUCAGAGCGUGCUGCUCAUGAAGCCCGAGGCCGAGCUCAGCGUCAACACUGUCUAUAACUUGCUCCCCGAUUUUCCCCGAGGAGACUAUCCCGAUGCAGUGCGAGAGCCUGAGUCAUGUGAUGAUCCGCCCCAGACUGCAGUUCCUCACUGCCGUGGCUUAGGUGGCCAGUGGAGGUGUCGCAGAGGGACUAGCAGCCAGACUCCCCCUCAGCCUGACACCUACAGCCUGUUUAAGGAUGCAGCUUUGAAAAUUCUCACCAAUACCAACACCAAGCAGCCCUGUGAACAUGGGGAUCUGAGAGUCAAGCUGGGUGUUAUGGAGGCGAUUACAUGGGGCCCUGCAAUGCCCACUUGUGCUCGUGUGGAUAGUGCAGCAGAGAGCCCAGUGAUCAACGGCCGGCUAGCGCCAGAACCCAGUGCCCAGGCGGAGCCAGCACCACGUGCGUACUUCCCAGAGACGUGGCUGUGGGACCUGGUGCCUGUGGGCGAGGGGGGCUCCAAGGACAUCCCAGUCUCGGUGCCCGACACCAUCACGGAGUGGAAAGCUGGGAUGUUCUGCACGGCCGAGGUGGGCUUUGGGCUCUCGCCCACGGUCACCUUCACGGCCUUCAAACCCUUCUUUGUGGAGCUGGCCUUGCCGUACUCCGUGAUCCGGGGAGAGGCCUUCGCCCUAAAGGCCACUGUCUUCAACUACCUGCAGCAGUGCAUCAAGGUGCAGCUGACGCUGGCGGAGUCUGCGCAGUUCCAGGUGCAGGCGGGCGAGGACGGCGCCUACACCAGCUGCCUCUGUGCAGAUGAAGGGAAAACCUUCCAGUGGGAGGUGACGGCGAGCAGCCUGGGGGAGGUGAACUUCACCGUCAGCACCGAGGCUCUGCGCACCGAGGAGCUGUGCGGCAAUGAGCUGGCUGUGGUGCCGGCCCAGGGCCGAGUGGACACCGUGAUAAAGCCCCUGCUGGUCCAGCCGGGGGGGAUCCUGGAGGAGAAGGCGCACAGCUCCCUGCUCUGCCAGGAAGCGUCCGAAGAAAUCUCCUUGCAGCUGCCUGCGAACAUCCUGGCGGGGUCCGAGCGGGCCCACGUGACAGUCCUGGGAGACAUAAUGGGCACGGCUCUGCAGAACAUAGACCGCCUGCUGGCCAUGCCCUAUGGCUGCGGAGAGCAGAACAUGGUCCGGUUCGCUCCCAACAUCUACAUCCAGCAGUACCUGGAGAAGAGCGGGCAGCUGAGCCCGGAGAUCAGAGACAAGGCCAAGGGUUUCCUCCAGAGCGGCUACCAGCGCGAGCUGCUCUACAAACACAACGAUGGCUCUUACAGCGCCUUUGGGGAGAGCGACGCCACGGGCAACACCUGGCUGACGGCCUUCGUUCUCAAGUCCUUUGGCCAGGCCAGACCCUACAUCUCCAUCGACGAGAAGCACCUAGAGGAUGCCCUAAGGUGGCUGCAGCGUCACCAACUGGAGAGCGGCUGCUUCCGCAGUGUGGGGAAGCUGUUGAACAACGCCCUGCAGGGCGGCGUGGUGGACGAGCUCUCUCUCUCGGCUUACAUCACGGCAGCGCUGCUGGAGCUGGGGCAGCCGCUCACGGACCCCAUGGUGACCAGGGCCCUCCAGUGCCUCCGGGAGUCGAGCACCAGCGACCUCUACACGCAGGCGCUGCUGGCCUACGCCUUCGGGCUGGCGGGGAGCACUGAGCUGCGGGACACCCUUCUGCAGCGCCUGGCCCAGCACAGCGGCAGCACCGGGGGACAGCUGCACUGGCAGAGGAAGGUGAAGGCCCUGCCCAGCCCCUAUGGGAACCAGGCCCCAUCAGCGGAGGUGGAGAUGACGGCUUACGUGCUCCUGGCCUAUCUCUCCCUUCCCAACGUGUCUGCUGCCGACAUGGCGACCGCCACCCAGAUCGUCCGCUGGCUCAGCAAGCAGCAGAACCCCUACGGGGGCUUCGCCUCGACGCAGGACACGGUGGUGGCCCUGCAGGCCCUGGCCAAAUACGCAGCCCUGACAUACAGCACGAGCGGGGCUGUGUCAGUGACGGUGAGCUCCCAGGCCGGGGCCCGGCAGCAAUUCCACGUGGAGAACGCCAACCGGCUGGUGCUGCAGCGAGCGGCCCUGCAGGAGAUCCCCGGGCAGUACACGGUGCAGGCCAGCGGCAAGGGCUGUGUCUUUGUGCAGCUGACUCUGCGCUACAACGUGCCGCCCCCAAAGAGCGCCGCGACCUUUGACCUGCGGGUGGAGACAGAGCCGAAGGAGUGCACCGAGAGCGCCAGAUCCCGCUUCAGCCUCGUGCUGCACGCCCGGUACAGCGGGGAGCGCCCAGCCACCAACAUGGCCAUCAUCGAGGUCAAGCUGCCGUCCGGCUACAUCCCCGUCAAGAGCUCCCUGCGGCAGCUGGAGAAGCAGCGUUUGGUGAAGAGGCUGGAGGUGCAGAACGACCAGGUGACGCUCUAUCUAGACGAGCUGACGAAGGAGGCGUCGAGUUUCACCUUCUCCCUGGAGCAGGAUUUCCCUGUGAAGAAUCUCAGAGCAGCCCCAGUGAGACUGUACGAUUACUAUGAGACGGGUGAACACACAGAGGCUGAGUACAGCGCCCCCUGCGGCUCAGCCCCUGAUGCCGACAUGAUGGAAAAUUCCCGCUGA